UUAAUGUCAACUUCAAGAUUAGCAAUUAGAUUAUAUACCUAUAGAGGUUAUUCAGCUCCAUGGAGAGUCAGUAUAAUGCUAAAGUUGAAAUAAUUACAUUAUUAAUCAUUUUUUGUUAACUUACCUAAAGGUGAAUAAUUAUCCAAUAUGUAUUCUUAGAUAAAUCCACUUUAAGUAAAUGACAUAUUAAUAUAUUUUUAGAUAGUUCCUACAUUAGAAAUCAAUGGAGAAUUAUUACAUGAGAGUAUGGCAAUAGCAGAAUACUUAGAAGAGGAAUUUCCAAGGAAUAAAUUAUUUCCAAAAUCUCCUUUAGAAAAAUCUAUUGUUAGGUAUAAAAAUGUAAUUAUUUUAGAUCAAUGUGUGAAACAGUCAAUAGUGGAAUUCAUCCAUAUCAUGCAUCUAGAUUAUAUAGAUACAUUCAUAAUUAUGUGAAUGAUAUUAAUAGAUAAGAGAUUUCAGAGCCAUUCUUAGAAAGAGGUUUCACAGGUUAAAUAAUUAUUAUUUAUUAUUUAUAGCAUUAAAUACACUAGUGGAAAAACAUGGAGGAGAUUAUGCAUUUGGAAAUCAAGUUACAAUAGCUGAUGCAUUCAUUUACCCAGCUUUUAGAGGAGAUGAUGUAUCAUACUUAGUCAGUGUUGAUAAAUAUCCAGCACUCAAAAGAGUUGUUGAAAAUCUUGAUAAACUUCCAGAAUUUGCUUAUGAACAUCCAGAUUCAUAAGGAUGAUGACAUUAUUAAUAUCAAUUAUUAUUAUUCAAU
Messenger RNA from Paramecium sonneborni, 757 nucleotides. Lineage: Eukaryota; Ciliophora; Oligohymenophorea; Peniculida; Parameciidae. The record is from the annotation of a GenBank genome assembly.